GUUGUCGUCGUUUUGUCGUCGUCGUUGCCGUACUACGAACGAGUGUAGUGUGGAUAGAUACAAAAUUUAAUUUAAACCAUCAAGACAGUACAGAUCGAUUUGUGUUAGAUCUUAGAGUGGUUUGUAAAAAGGUAGUACCGUGAACGGAAAUAAAUUUGGAUUUUUUUCAUCAAAAAAAUAAAUAACAAUAGAUACCAAUUAAAUAAAGUGAAUUAAAACAAACAAUACAAAGAAUAAGAUUAACAAUUCCUUGACCCUACACAAUUUUCAAUAAAUGCGAACAUUUGUUGGGCGCCAUUUAAUAGUUUGUUUAUGAUUACUCAAUAAAAAGUGAAACGGUUUCCAAUAAUAGAUAUACAAGCUUAACUCUAAAUGAGUGCUAUUUGAAAUAAAAAUAAGAAAAGAGCGGUUAAAGAAGUUAUGUAAGUUUUUGGGUGGAAAAACACAUACUCGACUUGUCGCAGUUAUAAAUCGGAGUUUUGGAAUGUUUCACGAAUAUGUUGCAAGCUUUGGCGAAAUUUGGAUUAUUAACCAUCUUCAUCAGCGUUUAUCUAAGAUAUGCAGCUGCUGCAGAUGAAAAUGAUAAAAAACAAGUCUAUGUCACUAGUUCUUGUUUAGAAAAACCAUUUCGCUGUCCACAUCCAAAGAUCCAAUUUUAUCUCUAUACCAGACGAACUCAAGACAAUCCAGAUCUUCUAAAUGUCUUGGACGAAGAAUCUUUGUUCUACAGUCAUUUUAAUCCGAAACAUCCGACAAAAAUCAUCAUUCAUGGAUUUGGUGGCGGGAGAAAUAACUCACCCAGCCCUGAUCUGCGUGAGGCGUACUUUAGCAUUGGAGACUACAAUAUAAUUAUCGUAGACUAUGGAAAUGCCGUUAAAGAACCUUGUCUUAGCCAAAUGGAAUGGGCACCUCGCUUCGGAAGCUUAUGCAUUGCUCAGUUGGUCAAGUAUUUAGCUCGACAUCCGAGAGGCGUGCGUCCGGAUGAUCUGCAUUUCAUUGGCUAUAGUGUGGGAGCACAUAUGGCAGGUCUUGUUGCCAAUUAUAUAACUCCGGAUGAGGGAAAACUUGGGCGUAUCACUGGAUUAGAUCCGACUAUCUUCUUUUAUGCCGGAACGAAUAAUUCUCGAGAUCUCGAUCCGAGUGAUGCUAAUUUUGUUGAUGUCUUACAUACUGGAGCUGGAAUUCUAGGCCAAUGGCAUAGCAGUGGACAUGCUGAUUUCUAUGUGAAUGGAGGAACCAGUCAGCCGGGAUGUGCUUCGUCCACAAUUUUUCAAACUCUUGCAUGUGACCACACAAAAGUGACGCCAUAUUUUAUAGAAUCAAUAACAUCGAAACGUGGUUUCUAUGCCGGCCCAUGCCCGAAUUUACUAACAUACCUAAUUGGCUGGUGUGAACCGAAGGAUGCUGACUUUGUCCUCAUGGGUGAACAUGUCUCACAAGAAGCGAGGGGUGUAUAUUAUGUGACGACAAACCCUAAUCCACCUUAUGCUCGUGGUUUUCCUAAAAAGGGAAGAUCCUUAUUUGGUCGCGACUAUCACGGUGUAAGAAGAUGAACAAAGUCUUGGAUCAACAUGAAAAACAUAUUUAUAACUUAUCUAUUAAAAUAAUCAUCCUUUGAAACUGAGAUUAAUGUUCAUACCGAAAAAUUCAUCAUUUUAAAUUGAUAUAACCUUUAAAAAUGAUUUAUACAAAUAAGUUGGAGUCAAUUUUUAAUUUUUUGUAUAGAAAAAUGUUUUCCUUUAUUUCAAGAUCAUGGAUAUUUUGGUUACCUGCAUCUUAACAAAAUUUGUCAUUAAAAAUUUUAAGUUAAGAAAAUUAUAAUUCUCACUUUCAUUUAAAUCAAAAUGGUCGUGAGUUGAUGAUUAUCUUUAUUUUCA
This is a messenger RNA of Eupeodes corollae, 1877 nucleotides long. RefSeq names its product pancreatic lipase-related protein 2. NCBI's taxonomy places the organism in Eukaryota, Metazoa, Arthropoda, Insecta, Diptera, Syrphidae. Gene Ontology annotation, biological process: lipid metabolic process. Gene Ontology annotation, molecular function: lipase activity. The record is from RefSeq and is a predicted model, not a curated record. The transcript has 4 exons. The coding region runs from base 498 to 1553 and encodes 351 amino acids.